Stegastes partitus (bicolor damselfish) is the source of this 3861-nucleotide messenger RNA. RefSeq names its product FERM domain containing 4Bb (gene frmd4bb). The transcript is spliced from 23 exons. Gene Ontology annotation, cellular component: cytoskeleton; bicellular tight junction; adherens junction. NCBI's taxonomy places the organism in Eukaryota, Metazoa, Chordata, Actinopteri, Pomacentridae. Gene Ontology annotation, biological process: establishment of epithelial cell polarity. The record is from RefSeq and is a predicted model, not a curated record. The coding region runs from base 89 to 2971 and encodes 960 amino acids.
GGAGGAGGAGGGGGGGAUGCUGAUCAAUAUGAUGCCGGGGAAGCUGUACCUUAUCAAUACCUACAGCGGGAUAUAAGGAGUUGCAAAGAUGACUGAGGGCCGACUGUGCCAAGUGCAGUUGCUGGAUAACAGGAAGCUCGAGCUGCUGGUUCAGCCGAAGCUGCUGUCGUACGAACUCCUCGACUUGGUGUCCUCCCACUUCAACCUCAAAGAGAAGGAAUUCUUUGGACUCUCGUUUUUCGAUGACAAUGGUCAGUGUAAGUGGUUGCAGAUGGACCGCAGAGUUCUUGAGCACGACUUUUCGAAGAAGGCUGGGUCCAUUGCCCUCAACUUCCUGGUCAGGUUUUAUGUCGAAAACAUAACGCAGCUUAAGGACAUCAUAACAGUGGAGUUAUUCUACCUGAAUGCAAAAUCUGCCGUCUACAAUGGGAUUAUCGAAGUGGAAAGUGAGAACGUCUUCAAAUUAGCUGCAAACGCUUUGCAGGAGGCUAAAGGAGAUUACACAAGUGAUGAAAACACUCGAGCUGAGUUGAAGAAACUACCAACUCUCCCCACCAAAGUGCUCAAGGAACACCCAUCUCUUGCAUACUGUGAGGAUCGAGUAAUUGAAUAUUAUAAGCAGCUGAAAGGUGUUUCCCGAGGACAGGCCAUUGUUCAGUAUUUGACAUUAGUGGAAACACUGCCAACGUAUGGCGUGCAUUAUUAUGAAGUUAAGGAUAAACAAGGGAUCCCGUGGUGGCUUGGAAUCAGCUACAAGGGCAUUGGCCAGUACGAUCUGCAGGAUAAAUUAAAACCUCGAAAGCUUUACCAGUGGAAGCAACUGGAAAACUUGUACUUCCGGGAGAAAAAGUUUGCAGUAGAAGUUAAUGAUCCACACAGGAGAGCGGUAACCAAACGCACAUUUGGACAGACAGGCCUUCUCAUCCACACGUGGUAUGCCAGUCAUUCUUUGAUCAAGACCAUUUGGGUCAUGGCUAUCAGCCAGCACCAGUUCUACUUGGACAGAAAGCAAAGCAAAGUUAAACUAGGAACAGCAAGAAGUUUAGAGGAAAUUGCCAUGGAUCUCACAGAGCACGGAGGGGCGAAAAUAAACAGACUGGGAGAUGUAGGCCUCAAGAAUAACUUCAUAACAGCGAGCAACGGGAGCCUGGUGUCUACAGGUUCUGCAGACUCUGAAAUGAGCGAGGAACAGAAGAAAGAAAAACUGUCAGAGCUGAGAAAAAAGGAACAGGAGAUCCAAGAUAUUUUGGCCAAGAAAACAAAAGAGCUGAAGAAGAUCUGUCUGAGAGAGGCGGAGCUUACUGGCAAGCUGCCAAAAGAGUAUCCCCUCUCUUCAGGUGAACGACCACCACAGGUCAGACGGAGAGUUGGCACUGCUUUCAAGUUAGACGACCUUUUUCCCUACAAUGAGGAUCCCUUCCUGCGAAACCUGGAGAGCAGAUUUGCCCUUCAGCAAAAGAUUGUGGAGGCGGCUAAGAAGCUCGCAAAUGAGCCAGAACUGUGCAAAACAGUGAAAAAGAAGAGGAGGAGAAACUGUUUGGAUGCCAUGCACAAACUCCAGCAGAUAGAGGACGAGAUGAACCAGUACAGAAUCAAGAAGGGGAAAAAGCCCACACAGCGGGCCUCAGUGAUCAUUGCUGACGAACUCAUUCGCUCAGACUGUAGCUCUCUGUCUAGUCUCCCACUGGAUGACGAUGAUUCAGACAGUGCAGGUCAAAGGCCACGGUCACGGUCGGUCCAGGGCUCCCCUCAGCUCAGUCCGAUGCGAUCGCUGGAUGCAGAAUACGAUGUGGCGCGACAAGGAUCUCCGCGGGAAAACCACCACAACAAGAACCACAGCAGAUUAGCUUUUGAUGGCCAGGAGGCUUCCCAUUACUACCAGAAUCCAAGAGAGGUGUCCUCCACCCACAGUAGUCCCUAUAAAACCCUUCCCAGACCUCCUAGAGAUCCACGCAGCAUGCCUCCCACCCCGGUUAUGACCCGCAAUGCCUACAGCAGCAGCCAGCUCAGGUCGGAGGGCUCUUCUCAUUGCUUCAGGCAUCGCAGUGGAAGUCUGGAGUCUCAGCCCCGACUAAGAAAAGACACAGACUCAGAGAAGCCUGUCUUUAUCUUGUCACCAGCCCAUCGCAGCAACAGCACAGAGGUGUUAGAGGAUUGCUCCUCCUACACCAGCCAGUCCAGCCUGGACUACUGCGGGGCAGCCAACUCCCACUACAGUACAUUGGACUCCCGUACCUCAACCAUGCAUCGCCUUCACAGGAAAGUGGAAGUGUAUGGUAAUACAGGCAGCAUGCCCAACCUGGUCCAGCACCAUUCUGGUUGUAGUUACUCAUGUGAGACCCCAACACACUAUGCACCCAGUGCCUACUACGUCGCCGGCUACCCCUGUCCGGACAUGGAGCCUUACGCUAACGGUGCCUACGUGUACGAGAACGACGUCGAGGGCCACUACAACGUCAACCCGUCCUACCAAAUGAAUGGGUAUCAUGCUCAUGACAGGUUCAGGCAUUACAGCAGUGACGGGGCAGAUAGUCUUUCUCAGAACCCCUACGCUACGGUGAGGCCGCCGAGGACCAGAGAGGGGCCCAGAAACGAGCUGUUGGCCAAGAACAUGCAGAAGGCCCUGGUGGCGGAACACCUGAGAGGCUGGUACCAUCGGAGCCGAGGCCACAGGGACGGAGGAAGGGGGAUGCUGGCCGGGUAUGAUUUCGACAGCGGCUCUCAGCUCAGCCUGGGCUACCAAACCAUGCCAGCGGCCUUCAGCCACUCUAGUCGAACCACCUCUUUCUCCUCAGUGUCCUCUGCAGAGAGCACAGGGAACUGGCGCAACCAGCUGGCAGUCGGCCUGACUGAGUUUGAUACAGCCGACACACCUCAGUACCCUCAUCCUGGAGCUCCAGCAUCUCUGUUCAAUCGCAGUCCCACACACAGCAGAUUUCACCUGGACGGAGGCUACAUGAGCAUCCACUGAAGAGGACCAAACCAAACUUUGGCACAAAUAAAGCCAUGGCCAGCAGCACAUGAAGGGAAUGAAGUUGAAACACAGGCUGUACACAGACUAUUUGACUGCCAUAACACCGUCUUUGGAGAUAUUCUGUCCUGCAGGUUUUGGCAGAAAGGUGUACACUGUCCUCAUGUUAAAGUAACACAGUGAUGACACUCUUGAAUGACUUUCCCAUGUGCCUUGGAUUGGAUGAAUUGUACAGGCAGAUGAGAAUGUGUCAAGAAACUUUAAGAUGUUGCACAACCACAGUGGAUUCAAACCCGAUUGUGUAUUAAAUAUAACAAACAAACAAAAAAAAGAAGAGGCAACAUGUGUUUUUACUGAAUCCAACUCCAUGUAUUUCAACAGGAACUAGUUACUGCCUUAUACAAAACAGUAGGUUAUAGAAUUAAAAAAAAAAAAAACAUCACCACUCUCAUCUCAGUACAGUAUGGUAAAAAAAAAAAAAAAAAAAGUCUUAAAUAUAACAUCUGAAUGUUCACAAAUGUGACAUGACAAGAGCUGAUUUGAUCAUCAUUAGAGCAGGCUGUGUAUUUGAUGAAUUCCCAUUUCUUCAUUCCUUUCAACUUUGAAUCAGAAUGUAUUAUGUCCAUAUUGUUUAUAGAGCCAUUUGUCUUUGUUGGUGCCGUAAUGUGUUUUAAAAAUGCAUGGUGAGAAAAAUUCUUUUGAUAACAAUUUCAGUCUUUUUUUUUAAAUAUUAACAGAAGACCACUGCCAUAAAAAAACCAUAUCCACAUCCUGUUGUUUGUUUUCUCACAUAUUUGUACAGUCAGUGUGUAGUUAUAUGUUGUUAGAUGUUGUCAUAAAAUAUUUUCCACUGGGAACGAGGAGGUGAAUAAAUAUAAGUGUGACACAUA